AUGAAUACAGGAUCCUCUUCUGGGUUGGGAUUGACUGGAGAUCUGGGUGGUUCUGGCUUGGGUUCUGUUGGAACAGGAACUGGGUGUUGUUCCUCUACUGGGACUGGUGGGUUGAUUGGUUCAGGUGAAUCAAAGAUUCUUGAGAAGAAACUGGGUCUGACUGUAGGACUGGUGUCUGUUGAUUCACUUGGCAAGGGUUUGGUGGUUAACUGA
This is a messenger RNA of Fibroporia radiculosa, 213 nucleotides long. RefSeq lists its product as uncharacterized. The coding region runs from base 1 to 213 and encodes 70 amino acids. NCBI's taxonomy places the organism in Eukaryota, Fungi, Basidiomycota, Agaricomycetes, Polyporales, Fibroporiaceae. The record is from RefSeq and is a predicted model, not a curated record. The transcript is spliced from 2 exons.